Lindgomyces ingoldianus is the source of this 1462-nucleotide messenger RNA. RefSeq lists its product as uncharacterized. Gene Ontology annotation, molecular function: oxidoreductase activity. Bases 23 to 1462 code for a protein of 479 amino acids. NCBI's taxonomy places the organism in Eukaryota, Fungi, Ascomycota, Dothideomycetes, Pleosporales, Lindgomycetaceae. The transcript is spliced from 2 exons. The record is from RefSeq and is a predicted model, not a curated record.
CAUACAUUUGUGCACGCUGACUAUGGCAAUUCCCAAUCCUUUCCGUCGACGUUCGGAGCAUACCAGACAUUGUUGGGGCUACGAGUUUGAAUGGACCGAAGACCAUCUAACUCUAGAACAAGCAAAACCCCUCCAACACUCCUAUGAUGUGCUAGGAGAGGAGUGUCUUGAUCGACUCAAGGCUAUUUCGCCACUAGAUAAAGGCGUUCUACCCAGGAACAACAGCCAGCAAAUUCCUCAACUGAAAGAGGCGGAUGAGGAGAAGAACGAAGGUCUUCCCCUCCCGCAACGGGAUAUGUAUAUUUUGCUCCACGACCACUACACUGAGGAUCCGAAACUCUCACAGCUCUGGGAAGAGGUGAACACGAUACCACCCUGGGUUGACUGGGCACAGAUAGAAAGAGGCCAGGAUGUCUUUUAUCGUUAUGGUGGCCCGGCCCUAACCGGCCUUACGUAUCAGUCCCUGCUUGGGGGUAUGGGAGCUGCGCGUGUCGUAGAAACGCUUGCUCGUACAGGAGGGUUUUCAACUAAAAUCGCGAGAAGAAGGCUGUUCGAGACGACACAGCACAUUCUGCAAUGCACGAAGUCGUUAGAGUCUAUACAACCUGGAGGAGCUGGUCAUGCCUCAUCUAUCCGCGUCCGCCUCUUACACGCCGCUGUACGUCAGCGUAUACUGAAGCUGGCCAAACAACGACCGAGCUACUACAGCGUUGAAGAAUGGGGUAUUCCCGUGAACGAUCUCGACCAAAUCGCCACAAUCGGUACCUUCUGCGCAACCCUGAUCUGGAUAAGCUUCCCACGGCAAGGUCUCUUUCUCCGAGAACAAGAAAAGAUCGAUUACGUUGCUCUAUGGCGGUACAUUGGGUAUCUUCUCGGCACACCCACUGACCAUUUCGAGACACCCGCGAAAGCCAAAGCUGUUAUGGAAUCCCUUCUCUACCACGAAGUCAAUCCCUCCGAGAUGUCGAGGAUCUUAGCAAACAACAUUAUCCGCAGCCUUGAAAAACAGCCCCCCACAUAUGUCUCCCCAAAUAUGCUAAUCGUUAGCGCACGAUGGCUCAACGGGAACGAUCUCGGUGAUAAGCUAGGCCUUCCCCGUGUAUCGAUCUACUACUGGGCAUUGAUGGCUGGCCAGUGCCUUUUCUUCAUGACUAUGUGUUACACAUACCGUUCAAUACCCUGGCUGGACCGACGACACAUAGCGAGUCUGAAGAAGAUAUUCUACGCUGUUAUCGUAGAAAGCCAGUACGGACUUGCGGGAACGGAGACAUUGUUUGAUUUCAAAUAUGUCCCCGAGUAUACAACCGUGACGGAUAUGGGGACGCCGAGUGAGAUUAAACUCGGCAGCUCAAGCGUUGAGAUGCGAAAUCUUCGGGCACUCGGUAUUUUCUUUAUUGUGUUGGGAGUUGGUGCUUGGGCUGCAUUGAAGAUCGCCUCGACUGUCACUAGCAAGGUGUGGUAA